UUCUGUCAAAUGAAAAAUACGAGCGAAAACUUUUGUUGAUUGAAGUUCAUUUACCAUUAAAUGAGUAUUUUGAAGCGAUUUAAACAUAGUUCUAUCGUUAUUAGUGUUAAAACCAGCAGUAGGCGUGUGUGUUUAUAGACAAUUUUACAUAGAAAUGUGAAAUGUAAGGCGACAAGUAAACGAAUCGCGUCAUGCCAUCCAAAACUAGGGGGUCUAAGGCCGUAAAAGCUUCGAAAGAGAAUAUCGGUAUCUUGAAAACAACUAAAUCGAAAGCAGUAAGUAAAGUAUUAAAGGUUACCAGGAAACCUCUGGCUGAUAAAACGAAUUCCGCGUCUGAUGAUAAUGCUUCGCUACUCUCUGAUAAACUUAAAGAAACUGUUGCUAGUGCGCCUAUUAAACAAAUAAAUACCCUUUGUGAGGACAAUGUGGAUAGACCACGGCGCGCUCGGCGUCUUCCGACCCGGUAUAAGGAAAAUAAUACCUUAAAAAAUUUGUCAAAUAGUUUUAAUGCAUCAUCAACUAACCCAGAAUCGCCAUCAGUGACAACUAAUGCCGAAAAGAAUAUUACUGUAAGUGAAGUUAAUAAAGCUGCAGCCACCCAUAAUCCUGCUUCAAAACUAACAGUUUUGGCUACAAAGAUAACUUCACCAGUGAAAAAGACACGAAAAGUAACCCUAACUAAAAGUCCUGCAAAAUCUCUUGUAUGUAGUUUAGUAAAGACAAGGCCAAAGAGGAUUUGUCGACUGCCAACCAAGUUUGAUGAUCACUCAAUUAGUCCUAACAAGUAUGUGCCAUUACAGCCGAUUAAUGCCAGUACACCUUUAGCAACAAAGACCAGGAAAGCGAAUAAAGAAAAUGGAGGAAGCUCCAUAAAUAUUUCACCUGUAUUGACUAAAAAAGUGAGUGAACAAAAAGCUGUGAUUAAUAGUCAAAGGCAAAAGGUUGUAGCUGAUACUAAUAAUAAUGCUAAAAAGAAUAAAGAAAUAGUAUCUUUAUCUGCUUCACCAGGCACACCAGGUAGAAUAUUUAGAACAAAACACACUGAUACAGUUACAAAUAAAAACUCAUCCAUAAGGUUAUUAGACAAUAACAAAAACCAGCGAAAGAGGGACUCAAGUAAACUUGACGUGUAUGAAUUCACAUUUGAUCCAGAUGAGGAUCCAAGACCAGCAAAGAAAAAGAAGAAGAAACAAGCUCCAAGAAAACCUAAACCCAAAACAGUUACUUUAAAGAGUAAUUAUGAUAAGAAUCUAGCAAAGGCACUGGCUGCUUUAAAGACUGCUGUGUCUUCUAAAUCGAAUACAGAUACAACUAAGCAAAAUCAAGAAACAACUAAAGAAAAUGUUAAAAACCUUGUUAAUCACCAAACAAACACACCUUCCGUUGAAAAUAAUUUAGCCAUAGAACAGAGUGUUGUGAAAGAGAAAAAUUAUAAUUCUGUAAGAUUAGAAGACAUUGCUCGUGAUUUUCAAAUGAAUGAAGAUGACCAUGCUAUUGCCUUUGAUUAUUCACCUGUAAAUUCUCCCAGCCGGCCAAAAUCUCCUGUUGAUAAAGUUAAACGUAGCAUGCAUAAAGUUCAAACUCCAAAUAAUGCAGACCCUCUUAACUUACGUGAUGAUAUCAGUUUCUUUGAUGAUGUACCAGUAGCUAGUAGCAGUAUGAACGUGUCAAUUAGACAUCCUCAAGCUAGUCCUUGGAGGGUAGAAUUUGGCAAUUUACCUAUUAAGUGGCAGGUCAACACCUAUGUCAAAUCAAAUAUGACCCCAGCAUAUGAAAGCUCAUUUAUUAAUUUUAAUGACAGUAAGAAAAGGCAUGUUUACACAAAUAUGGUGGCUAAUGAUUCAUUACCCAGUGUUGAUAACACCUCUGGUUUGAAACAGACUAGUAUUAUAUCUUUCAUCAAGGAAGUUGUUGAGAGAAAUGCUAACAAAAAGAAAAAAAAGUCAACACCCAUUAAAAGUAACUCUCUUUUUGAAGAUUUAACAAGCACAUCUGUAGUUGAUCAUAUGACUCCUAAUAAGAAAACUCCAUUGAAGAGUAAUAAAAAUGUUCAAAUAACACCUGAAUUAGGAAAACAACAUAGUAAUAAUAUAAGUGAUGCAUCAAUUCAAAAAGAACAUUUAGAUAGUGAAAAUAGUACCGAAAAUGUUAAAGAACCAGAAAGCUUACACCAAAAUGUUGAUAAAAACAAUACAUAUUUUGGUUUUGAUGAUAUUGAAGAUCAGGAAAAUGUUUCCCCAAUAAAGAAAAAUAGCAGAGCCAGAGCAUUAAGAUCCCGUACAAGAGGCAUACUUCAGGAAAUAAAUGAACAUAAAGGUCCAACAAGAGCAAUUUUACCAGUUGCAGUAAAAUCUAAACCUGCACAAAACAUUUUAAAUACAAAUGAAAUGAAAUCAGCAACCGAACCACCUUUGUUACCUGAAGUUGCUGUUGAUGGAAACAACGACAUAACUAUGCAAGAAUCAUGUCUGCCUGAAAAUUUGGAUGAUGAUGACCAAUCGGUACAUCUAUUUGAAGAUAUUGAUUUAGCCUUGAUAUACCACCCCAAGCAAAAUCGAAAAAGUUAUGGGAAAUCUAAGAAGGUUACAUUCAACCAGAAACCAGUGGCAAAUAAUGAUGACAGCUCGACAAGUGACGGUGAAGGCAAAGCGUUUGCAUCAAGUGAUGAAGAAAACUUGGAUGACCUGUCAUUCAAGCUGCCCACAGAAAGACCUAAAAGGACGAUUAAGAAGAGAAAGCCCAAAAAACUGUUGUCUAAAAAGGAGGAAAAGGAAGUGGAAGCAUGGGCGGCUGGUUUUAACUCAAUGUGUGAAGAUAUCGACGAAUUUGAUUUGGUUUUUGAAUGAAACUCUUCAUUCAAAAACAAAGCUUUAUUAUAUGGGAAUAACGUUUAUGUUAUUGAUUAAGGAGACGAGCUGUUUUUUAAAGAAUAAGCAUGGUGACUACUUUCAAAAAACUGCUUUAUAACGAUCGGAAGUAUUUACUAUUUUGCCUUAUUAUAUUUAUAAUGAUGUUUAUAAUACUCCCUUCAAUGGGUAGUUGAAAUAAA
Pararge aegeria (speckled wood butterfly) is the source of this 3049-nucleotide messenger RNA. It is a transcript of the gene dmt, whose product is annotated as nucleolar protein dao-5-like. The coding region runs from base 192 to 2846 and encodes 884 amino acids. NCBI's taxonomy places the organism in Eukaryota, Metazoa, Arthropoda, Insecta, Lepidoptera, Nymphalidae. The record is from RefSeq and is a predicted model, not a curated record. The transcript has 3 exons.